AUGACAUUCUUCGAGAUGGACCAAGACGAGCAAGGCUGCGACAAGGACGGCGAAGAAGCGAAGGCGGACUCGUUCGACGGUAGCAGCGCCAACCGUGAGGCCGAUGACGGCCCUACGAAAUCAUCUUGGGGAACAUGGGAAGAAAAUGAGAGACAGAAUCGCGAGGCGUACAGACAGAUAAGGAGACAGUAUCUCGAUGCGCGCAUGCAUGGCGCCUACGAAGACAUGCUGACGCUCGGCGAACUUCUGUACAGUGUCGCGCAUCCGUGCGUCUCGCCUGCACCGAGUGUCUCCUUUCCAGUCGCCGUGAGCUGCGAGGCCUGCAGCCCUUCGCGCCGCGAGUUCGCGCCUGCGCAGCUGCAGGAGCCCCGCGGCGGAGAAGGUGGAGAAGGAGACACACGCGCCAAGUCAGCCCGGCGACUGCGCAGGCGAGCCGACGAAGCCGUGAGAGACAGAGAGGCGGAGGAAGAUGCGCAGGAAGACGCGCAGAGGGAGGCUGCGGCGGGAGCGCACAAACCUGACGAAGGGUCCCGCUGUCGCAUCGAGGAGGAAAGCCUCUUCUUCUUUGCCGAGGCGCUUGUCGCGUGCAAGCAACUCCAGAAGGCGCAGGACCUGCUCAUCGAGCGGCAUCGUGAGUUGACGGCGGGUGAGCCUUCCUUACUCGCGCUCGCGGCAAAUAUUCUGCUGCAGGCAGACGCGCCUGCGGACUGCGUCGCGCUUCUGGAGAGUUACGCGCCGGCCUGGCGAACGCCAGACAACGCCUUCCGCGGGACUCUCGACUUGGUUUUGGCAACCGCCCUGCAGCGCCUCGGCCGCUCCGCCGGGGCUCUCGAUGUCCUCUGCGCUUUCUACCGCCGCGAACCUCUGCAGCCCAAAGUGCUGUUCGCGCUCUUUGGCAGCGGCCUCUUGACGCCCGACGAGGAACUGCGUCUGCUGCGCGAUACAUGCUUUUCUGAGAGUCAGAUGUGGGCAAAGCACUUAGCGGUGGCGCUGAUAUCUGCCUCGCGGAAUGAGCCGCCCGAGUCGCUUUGGAAGACUCUGAACGGCUUUCCGUGCGCGGCGCGUUCUUCGUCUUCUCGAGCGCCUCGUCCUCCAGGCUUGUCUGCUGCGCCGCUGACCAUCGGCGCCGGCGGGUGCUGUCUCAGAGUCAGCGAUGCUCUCUCGUACGUCGAGGCGAUGUACCCUGCGCAGCACAUUCCUCCCGAGAUUCUCUACUCCAGCGUCAACCUGACUAUCCAGGCAGUCCGCGCGUUUCGAAGGCGAAACGCGCCUCUCGCGUUCGCACUCGCGACGCUACUGCUGGAGACGACUCUGGCGGAGGCGCUCUACGUCCUGCCGGUCUACGUUGCCUGCUGCGUUCAGCUCGAAAAAGUUGCGGAGCUCCAUUUGCUCGCCGAGCGGCUCGAGGAGGCCCUCGAGGGUAGCUCGCUCGACGCGGAACGCACAGCGCUCACAGCGGCGCUGAUCUUUGCGGAAGGGAGUCUGCUUCUUGUUGAGGGAACCGUCACCAAGGCCGUCGAAGUGCUCAAGAAGGCGCGCGACCUGCCGCGCGAGCCGUUGACCACGCCGUGUCUCCUUCCGCUCGGCCUCGCGCUCGCCGAAAGCCUCUGCGCCUCCGCGCCUGGCGAUCCCGUCAAGCCUAGAGAGAAGGCUGCGCGCGAGAAGAGCGCACGCGCCGUCCUGCGAAACCUGGCGAUCAUCUUCAGAGGGAAUGCGCGCGUGCAGCUGUGCCUCGCGAGAGAACUCCGGCAGAGUCUCGCUCCGGCCGUCUCGCUCUUUUCGCCUGAACGGUUUGAGGAGCUUUGCCUCGUUCGCACUGCCUUGAGCCUCGAUCGGCGGAAUCCGGCGACUCUCCACGAGUGCGCAUUGAUUGCCUUCUCCGAGGGCAGCUUCCAGGAGACACUGGUGCUCGCCAACCGCGCGCUGCUCGAGUGUACGUACACCGCAGAGACCGGUCCUCUCUGCACCCCCGAAUCGCGCGCGGAGACGGCAGGGCGGGAAGACAAGCGAGAAAAUGAGAACGUGUGUGGCAGUGACGUGACGCGUGGACAUGCCGCCGACCGAGAAGCCGCGGAUGCUCUGCACAAACGGACUUUCCUCUCCUCGAUUUCAUCUCAAGUUCCUCCCUGCUGCUUCGCGCCGGAUCUCGUCCACGCCUUGAGGGGCCAGGCGCUCCUGGCGCUGGCUCAGAAGACGCUGGCGGGAGAGUGA
Molecule: messenger RNA, 2211 nt
Organism: Besnoitia besnoiti
Lineage: Eukaryota; Apicomplexa; Conoidasida; Eucoccidiorida; Sarcocystidae
Exons: 15
Coding region: 1-2211 (736 amino acids)
Molecular function (GO): protein binding
Source: RefSeq, a predicted model, not a curated record